AUGUCUCUGGACUUGAAUGAAAGGCGAUAUGUACUUCGAGAUACAAACAUUAGAGCCUCACAAGGAAAGCUUAACAUAGACGAAUCUAUUAAGCUAGACUCAUCUUUAAAAAAGCAUACUGCUUUAAUCAAGAAGCUACGCACAUCAAUAAAUGCAGCUCAAUGUGAAGCCAUAUUGAAAGAUAUAAACAAUCUUUCUUUGGAAAAAUACAUAAGUGAACUAAUUACUUCGGUAGCGGAAGGAUUAAAUAAGGUAGCCAAAAAUGACGUUGAUGCUGCGUUAGAAAUAGUCAGCUUAUUGCACCAACGAUUCCCCAAAUCAUUCACUCCACCCUUGAUUUCUCAGAUCAUUGAGAAUAUAUUUGAACCUGCUGGAGUAGUGGCCGAUCAAGAGAAAGAGAAGAAUGAUCGUUCCCGAAUAUUGCGUCAAAAAAACUUGUCUAGAGUUCUCAUGGAAUUCUACUUGACGGGGUUAGUUAAAACACUUGGCGAUUGUGAUGCUACUUCUUUGUCAAAUUCUACGUUAAGGAAGUUUGAAAAAUACAAUGAUAAGCCUAUUGUGUGUGUUGUGAUAAAGGAAAUCCUAGAGUAUGAUUUCAAGCUGGGGAAUUCUUUGACUAUUGCAACAGUAUUCUUACGAAGGUUUAGUGAUGUAAUAUAUCAGGAAAAUGUGUUACUCGAUACUGAUACUAAAGCUAUUUUCCGUCAGCUUUUCAAGAGAUAUACGACAAAAGUCUUUGACAACUUUGUCUCAUUAAACCUACGUUUGAAACUGGUGCUAGAACGCAAGAAGAAGAGCUCUAUCAGAACAGGAAAAAUAUUAGAUGAAAACUUAACGGAGAUCGAAGAGGUAGAAAUUUUGUUUGAAAAAUUCAAGUCUGCUGCCGAGUUUUUGUCAUCUGCCUUGGAAAUGGAAUUGCCUUAUGUUGAAACAUUCGAUGAUAGCAUAUUGAAAGAACCGGAGCAUAACCUUUCGGCAAACUUCGAUGCAUCUGAUGUUGAAGUUUGGGGGUCUGAGGUUGAAAGAUCCUUUUACAAUGAUAUACCGAAGCCCUCUGAACUCGCACAGAGCAUAUCUCCAAGACUAAAAGGCUCAUCUCAAGGUGAAAGGAUAAGUGACUUCUUUGACAAACUAGAAAAAAUAUCGAAUGAGAAGGAUAUAAGUCAAUCAGUUGUGGAUUUUAAUAGUCUAGAUUUUAAUAAUAAAGCUACCAGGAACAGACUAUUGCGAUUAUUUUCUGAUACAUCAAAGGUUAAUAAUUCUAAAUUUUAUGCCAGGUUUCUUAAAAUUAACGAACAAAAUUUAAAAGACUUAAUUCAAGAAUUGAUUGAAUAUUUGGACAAUGAAUUCCGAAAGCAAAUUCUUGGAAGCAAGUUAAAUUUCAAACAUAUGUCUUUUUUCGUUGAAUUAAUUAAAUUCAAAAUGGUUCCAUCUCAUAUUAUCUUUCAUAAGAUUAGAAGGCUCACUCUCAAUAUAGGCACAGUUACCAAUAUCGACGUCUUGGCGGUGUUUUAUGAUCAAGCUGGAAGAUUUCUACUAGCAGAGCCAGCUUACAGGAAUAUGAUGUUAGAAAUGUUAGAUUUGUUACAAGCCAAACUUCGUAAUGAAAGUCUAACCAUAAAUGAAAAGUUGGCGAUAAAGAACCUUUUAAUAACUGUCGGUCCAUCUCCCAUUAAGAAUAAUGUAGCAAGUGAUUCCCAAAUUGUGUUUCUGUCCAAAAGACUUUUUAUACUCAAACUCCUCAAAGUAGAGUUGAAGAAAUCUACUAUUUCUACCGUUCUUUCAACAUUAGAUAAGAUCAACAAGGAAAAGGAUCCAGAUGCAUUCGAAGUACUUAUGGAAAUGCUUGGCAAGCCUGAAGACUUGUCUUUUAAUAACAUUCCUUAUUUAGCAAGGCUUCUUAAGCAAAGAGAUGGUUCAGUAUUUACAACGGUCAUUGAUACUGUUAUCGAAAAAAUUUUAUGUGGAAUCGAAUCAAACGACUAUAAGCUUAACAGGAUAACGAUAUCCAACAUACAGUAUAUAUCCGAGCUAUUCAAAUUGAGGUGCUUGACAUUGCAAUUCAUGGUGAAUUUAAUGUAUAAGAUAAUAUGCACUGACCAUCCAAACAACCUUCCAUUGCCAAAUAACUAUAAAGUAAUAUCUGAUCUACCUAAUAAUUAUUUUAGAAUUCAGCUAUGCAGCAUUUUGUUAAAAUCAAUUAUUUCGCUGAAAAGCCUAGUGAAAGAAAGUACUUUAUCGGGAUUCGUUGUGUUUUUGCAGUAUUAUAUAUUCUGCAAGGUUUUGCCGCUUCCUGUUGAUAUUGAUAAUGAAGUGAACACUGCGCUUUUUCAUUUACUUGACUCUAUGAAUAUCGAAAGAGCUAGAAGUAUCAAGGAUGCAUUAUCCCAGCUUAAUGAAUUAUCAUUUGCGCGCAAAGCUGAUGAAAAUCAGAAACAAGAUGAAAAUGUACCCGAGGAAUUAGACGAUUUUCGGGAGGACGAAUCUGAUGCUUCUCUUGAUGAUGAACUUAACUAUAAUGAUAACGAGGAUCUAGAUAUCAACGAUGAUGCUGAACUCGAUAUUACUGAUGCUGAUGCUGAUGCUGAUGUUUAUGAUGAUGAGGAGCGUUGUUCUAGUGUCUCUAGCUACACCAGUUCUGAUAGCGGCGAAAGCACUUCUGAUGAGGAUGAAAGUGAUGAUGAAGAUUCCAGUUCUAUAUUAGAAAAUGAGGAAGCGAAACUCACAGAGGAAGAACGCGAAUUUUCUGAAAACUUGGAUAAAGAAUUUCUGAAAAUCCUCUCAGAAUCAUAUGGUCAAAACAAAGCAGCAACAAACCGCAAUAAGUUCCACAUACCGAUUCCAUCAAGGGCAACAUCAAUUAACUCUUCAAGUGAAAAUUUAGGUAUGGUUACUUUUAAUCUUCUUUCAAAAACUGGGAAAAAAUCGCAAUUAAAGUCAGUCAGUUUACCAUCUGAUAGUAGAUUUGCAGAAAACUUGGUAAGAGAAAGAGCAGAUCAAAAGCAAAAUAGGGAAAAGCUCAUAGACAUGGUCCUCAACAUGGAACAAUAG
Messenger RNA from Priceomyces carsonii, 3051 nucleotides. RefSeq lists its product as uncharacterized. Lineage: Eukaryota; Fungi; Ascomycota; Pichiomycetes; Serinales; Debaryomycetaceae. The record is from RefSeq and is a predicted model, not a curated record. Gene Ontology annotation, molecular function: protein binding; RNA binding. Bases 1 to 3051 code for a protein of 1016 amino acids. Gene Ontology annotation, cellular component: cytoplasm; exon-exon junction complex. The transcript has a single exon. Gene Ontology annotation, biological process: nuclear-transcribed mRNA catabolic process, nonsense-mediated decay.